CAAAAUUGUCUUCUUUUUGUCCACUGUUGCCAAGUCAAGAAAACAAUAAGAAAUUUUAAAUUAGUCUAGUCUAGACCCAAUGUAGACUAGAAUCUAGAUUAGAUCUAUAAUAGACUCUAGAUAUUUAAAAAAAAUCAUUUUAGAAUUUGGACUCUGCUAAUCCCGGUGAAAUGGAUAGUAGCUUAUUAGAUGCUGAAGAAAAAGACAACACUUUGACUUUACAAAAUGAAUUUCUUAGGCAUUUAUUACUUACCCAGGAUAGUAUGAAGCAAGAGAGAAGUGCUGGAGGUCAAGAAGGGAUCCCUACAGUUGUGAUCAAACCUUGUCCUGGAAUGUGCAUGAAAACAAGAACUGUUAAUGGAGAGAAAGUAUUUAUAAAUAUUUGCUAUUCAGAAAAUGUUCCAGAACCUAAAGAUUUAACAGAUGAUGAACUUUUAAAGGUUUUAGAAUCUGAAGAUCCAACCAAAUUUAGAAUACCCAUGUCCAUUGGAGAGCCUCAUGCAGAGUUAGACAAAUCUGGUGGAGGUUGUACUGUAUAUGAUGUUGUGAUCAACCCAAAUUUUUUAAACAAGAUAAAUACAAGUGAACUAUUCAAAACAUUUUUCCUGACAAUAAUGUGUGAAGGAAUAGAAAGCAAAUAUGAUGUGCUUCUCAAGAGAGACUGGAUAUUUUUGAAAAAUAGAAAAAGUCUUGGGAAACUGGCAGAACAACAUAUUCGAACCAAGUCAACACCACUGAUUGUGGAUAUGGAGUCCACUAACCAACUUCCUGCUGAACAGCCUGAAAAGAGAAAUCUGAUUGAAGAAAUACAAAAACAAGAUGAAGAACUCAAUAAAAAGGCUCCAGAACCUAUCUUUAGUAUUAUACAAGAACCUGUGGAAGGUUAUCCAGAGUACUUAGUAGCGGAAAUUUCUUUACCUGAAAUUAAAACUGCCCAGUCUGUGACACUAAAACUAGGAGAAGACAGAUUACUUCUGACAACCAGAUCUCAUGUUUAUUAUAUGGAUAUUUUUCUGCCUUAUGAUUUAGUACAAGAUGAUUGUGGUGCACAGUUUGACAAAGAAUCAAAGGUGCUUACUGUGACUAUGCCUGUCAAGCCCAAAGAAAUUGUGCAGCAGAUUUGAAGAACAAUAAAACAUACACUGUAAAUAAUCACUAUUAUUUGGAAAUAAAACUUCUGCCUAAAUGCUUUUUUUUUUUAAAUUUAAGUACAAAAAAUGUCUUGUUAAAAUGUGGGCUACAAAAAAACUAAUAAAGUGAUCAGCAUGGAGAUCCUACCCCAGGGACAUCAGCUUUGUACUAAGUACUCUAUUUUCUAUUUUAUUAUUGUUUUUUUUUAACUAAAUGUAAAACAAUACUCUUGAAAUAGUUUGAACAAUUCAUACAUAAGAUAAUUUUUAUUGGUCCAAACAUGGAAAUUCAGUUAAACUACAAUUGACCACCUCAGUGUAACUUGUAUAAAAAUAACAAUAUAGAUGCAAUUACAAACAACAUUCAAGUUUUCAAGAAAUUGUAGCUGCGUUUGAGUUAUACGAUGCUUUCUAAUUAGUCUGUUUAUUCUAUGUCUUUGUGCCAGUGAAGUAUUACCAUACCAGCAGGUGAUGGCAAAGUUAAUUAGACUGCUGUAUAAUUAGUUUAAUUAUUGUUUUGUCGAUUUUAAAUUUUCUUAGCUUUCCAAGAUAGAAGAGUCGUUAAUGAAUUUUGGUGUAAAGGUUUUGACAGUGUUUACUUCAUAUUAGUUUGUUGUUGAUGUCUGUACCUAGGUAUUUAUAUUCUUGCACUUGGUCUAUGGUUUGGUUGUUUAUCUGAAUUUCAGCAAGAUGGUCUUUAUGUUUUUUAAAAUCACAAGCAGUCAUGUUUUAAAAUUUUAUUCGGCGUUCACUUUAUAUUUCAAUCAAGAAAAACAGCUGUCAGCAGAGAUGCAGCAAUAAAGUAGGCUCAACAUUUUACAAAUUUCACAUGACUUGACUUCUGAUUAUUGAAGUCAACCUACAUCUUGACAUUAACACAUCAAAACUAUUUAAUUAUAUAAUAUGAUCAUUACUCAAUUGUGAAUUUGUUUCAGUAAAGUUUGACAUAAAUAUGUAGUUUACAAUUUUUAUUUUAGACAGGAGUUUUCCUUCAAGAAUAAGAAAAAAAAGCUUUUGAAUGGAAAAAUUAUAUAUUUUUUUAUAAUCAUUGGCUUUCUAUUUGCAUUUUAAGGAAAUUCAAAUUCUGUGUGCAUGUAAAAAAAAAAGUGCUGGUAAAAAUAAAGAAUGAAAAUGGGUGUGUACAAGAGUGCAUUAUUGUUUACAGUUUCAGUUGCUGGGUACAAUACCAUUUUACAUUUAAUAAUAAUGAUUGCAAUUUUAAAUCAUAAAACAUCUUUCUAAUUUAGUACCAAUCAAAAUAAUAAAGCAAUGAAUAAAGUAUUGACAGUUUCUA
Biomphalaria glabrata is the source of this 2424-nucleotide messenger RNA. Its product is annotated as PIH1 domain-containing protein 1-like. Gene Ontology annotation, cellular component: R2TP complex; ribonucleoprotein complex; cytoplasm. NCBI's taxonomy places the organism in Eukaryota, Metazoa, Mollusca, Gastropoda, Planorbidae. The record is from RefSeq and is a predicted model, not a curated record. The coding region runs from base 171 to 1124 and encodes 317 amino acids. The transcript is spliced from 10 exons. Gene Ontology annotation, biological process: box C/D snoRNP assembly; rRNA processing.